AGAGCCAAUCCAAUCUAAAAUCAAAUUAGUUAGGGGAACUUGAGUGAGGGUCAGUCCACACUAAACUAUCACUCCUCCCACCAGAAACACAAUCACACAACAUGACAACAGCAGCAGCCUGCUUCUGAUUUCUUUCAUUUAUAAUUUACAUCGCUCUCUCUCUCUCUCUCUCUUCCUGACUUCUCUCUUUGAUUCCUCCGAUCCCAAAACCCUAGAGACCAGAGAGAGCAGAUCGCAAUCGGAUAACAGCCAUGGCCCAAGCGAAGCCUGGCGGAGAGCGCCAAGUGCUGGAGUCGAUGUACUCGAUGAUUGCUCUCGUCUUCAUCCUCGUCGCCUGCGUUGAGCUAUGCGACGCCGCCACAGUCGUCGACGUGUAUCGGCUGAUCCAGUACGACAUCUCCGGUGCUCCUUUCGGAUCUCGACUCGCCAACCUCAACCACCAUGCUGGUUCUUUGCACUUCGCUCCUGGCUCUGAUCUCUCCCGCACUGUCCUCAUCAUCCCCUUACGUGAACUCAACAUCUCCUUCGUCAAAGAAUAUAUUACUCAAAACCAACCUCUGGGAGGUUUGCUGUUUUUGCUGCCCCAGAUUUUUAAUAUAGAAAAUAGAGAAAGGGCAAAAAGUAAUCAUCAAACUGAUGGAGAGGAGCUAUUGAAGAAUGAUCUGGCCGAACUUGAAAAAUUACUUAUACAUUCCAAGAUACCUUAUCCUGUGUAUUUUGCUUUUGAAGAUGAUGAUAUUGAGGCUGUGUUGGCUGACGUAAAGAGGAAUGAUGCCACUGGUCAACCUGCUACUGCAACUACCGGCGGAUAUAAGCUUGUUGUUUCAGUGCCAGAACCUAAGAAACGUGCAUCACCCACCAUCACAAACAUUCAGGGAUGGCUCUCAGGAUUGAAAACUGAUGGAGAUGCAAAUCAACUUCCAACUAUUGCUAUAGUAGCAUCAUAUGACACUUUUGGGGCUGCUCCUGCUUUAUCAGUUGGAAGUGAUAGCAAUGGAAGUGGUGUCGUGGCACUUCUUGAAAUUGCUAGGUUAUUUUCUGUUCUUUACUCCAAUCCUAAGACAAGAGGAAGGUACAAUUUACUUUUUGGGUUAACAUCAGGAGGGCCUUAUAAUUACAAUGGAACUCAAAAGUGGCUUCGGAGCUUUGAUCAACGCCAGCGCGAGAGUAUUGACUAUGCUAUUUGCUUGAAUAGUAUUGGAUCAUGGGAUAAUGACUUGUGGAUUCAUGUGUCUAAGCCUCCAGAGAAUGCCUACAUUAAGCAAAUUUUUGAAGGUUUCUCUAAUGUAGCAGAAGAAUUGGGCGUUAAAGUUGGUCUGAAGCACAAGAAGAUAAAUAUUUCAAAUCCCCGAGUAGCUUGGGAGCAUGAACAGUUUUCACGGCUGAGAGUUACUGCUGCCACCCUUUCUGAACUCUCUGUUGCUCCUGAACUGUUAGAAAGUACUGGCAGUCUGGUUGAUGGCAGACCACUCGUGAAUGAAGCUGCAAUCAUUAAAAGUGUCAAAUUAGUUGCUGAGAGCCUUGCGAGGCAUAUAUAUGGUCACGAAGGAAAGAACGUCCAAAUCUUUGCAGACAACAGUAGUCUAGCAGUCAAUCCUUCUUACAUAAAGUCAUGGUUGGAUCUCUUGUCACAAACACCCCGUGUGGCGCCGUUUUUAUCAAAGAAUGACCCAUUUAUCUUGGCAUUGAAGAAGGAAUUGGAAGAUCAUACCGAUGAGGUGAAUGUGCAGCAUGAGGUGCUUGACGGGAUGUUUACUUUCUAUGAUUCAACUAGGGCUAGCCUUAAUGUAUAUCAGGUUGCUAGUGUGACAUUUGACUUGCUGUUGCUUCUGGUGUUGGGAUCGUAUUUGAUAGUACUUUUCAGUUUCCUUGUCAUCACAACUAGGGGUCUUGAUGAUCUGAUCAGUUUAUUUCGACGACCUCCAUCACGUAAGGUGAAAACAGCCUGAUUACCGGAGAUAGGAUUAUGCCAGAAAAUUACCUUUUUCUUUGGUACAGAAGAUUCUCCGUGGCUUAGAUUAAAAUUGAUGAAUUGACACGUUAGUUCAUGUCAUGAGGAUCGUUCAGUUGUUGGUUAUAGGAAAAUGCUUAUAACUUUUGUGCCAGAAUGACACGCAUCAAGGUGCUGAGAAUUUUUUUGUUGAGAUUCAUGGUUUAUACAAGUAGUAUUCUGGCAAUUUUCUGGGCAUAGGUUGAUGUUUACGUUUCUGCAUGGCAAUUGAAUUCGAAUACGGCUCAAACAAACAAGGGCACUGGUCAAGAUAGAACUUUUGUCUAUGGUCUAUGAUAAUUGUAGCAAAGGGAUGCACUUCUAGAUUUUUCUCUUUUAUUUUAGUUCACUGUCUAGUCAAUAGUAGCCAAUUUUCAGAGUGAUCAAUUUUAUCACCCCUUUUUGUUUUGCUAAUCUUAAUCUGCCAUGUUGUGGGUCUUACCCUAUUGAGUGCAAUCGAAUGUUGACUAAUGUUUUUAUGGGUUAAA
Molecule: messenger RNA, 2478 nt
Organism: Prunus dulcis (almond)
Lineage: Eukaryota; Viridiplantae; Streptophyta; Magnoliopsida; Rosales; Rosaceae
Product: nicalin-1
Exons: 14
Coding region: 252-1949 (565 amino acids)
Biological process (GO): regulation of signal transduction
Cellular component (GO): endoplasmic reticulum membrane
Source: RefSeq, a predicted model, not a curated record